Molecule: messenger RNA, 696 nt
Organism: Cynara cardunculus var. scolymus (artichoke)
Lineage: Eukaryota; Viridiplantae; Streptophyta; Magnoliopsida; Asterales; Asteraceae
Product: histone H3.3
Exons: 5
Coding region: 71-481 (136 amino acids)
Cellular component (GO): nucleosome
Molecular function (GO): structural constituent of chromatin; DNA binding; protein heterodimerization activity
Source: RefSeq, a predicted model, not a curated record
UAGGAUCUUGCGCAAUCAAGAGAAAAAUUCAAAGAUUUUCAAAGCUUUCGAGAGAUAAUAGUUGGUCAAGAUGGCUCGUACUAAGCAAACUGCUCGUAAGUCUACCGGAGGGAAGGCUCCUAGGAAGCAACUUGCAACCAAGGCUGCUCGCAAGUCUGCUCCAACAACUGGAGGGGUGAAGAAGCCUCACCGAUACAGACCAGGAACUGUUGCCCUGCGUGAAAUCCGCAAGUAUCAGAAGAGUACCGAACUUCUAAUCAGGAAACUGCCUUUCCAGAGGCUUGUUCGUGAGAUUGCUCAAGACUUUAAGACGGAUCUGCGUUUCCAGAGCCAUGCAGUGCUGGCACUCCAAGAGGCAGCUGAAGCUUAUCUUGUGGGACUGUUUGAGGACACGAAUCUGUGUGCGAUUCACGCCAAGCGUGUGACCAUCAUGCCCAAAGACAUUCAGCUCGCCAGGCGUAUCAGGGGGGAGAGGGCUUAAUGCAUGGAUAACAUAUUAGUUGCAAUCUAUCUUGUUAAAGUCUAGCCAGAUACGAUAUUAACCUUCUAGUUUGUUUGUUUGUACCUCCUUACUGCUAGUAUUUGAUUUCCGUUCUUUGUUUUGUGCUACUAUGCUUGGAUGAUAUGUGAAGAUUAAAAGUACUAUGUUUGGAUGAUAUGUGAAGAUUAAUAGUACUAGUAUGUGAAUUUUAUUGA